AUGGAGACCGAGACCGUACAUCCGCCACUGACCCGCCGCCCGCCGCUGGCCUCUUCCUGGGAUGCCGCGUGUGGAGCCCUGGCCCAGAGUCUCCAUGUCACCCGAUCUGAUCUCGGCGCCCAGGACGCCGACUGGGAGGAGCUGCUGGCGCCGCCUGCCACCGGCCAGCAUCUGGUGAUUUUGAAAAGGAACGUGAACAGCCAAGAUGAAAACCCCUGCUUCCUUUACCUGAGAUGUGACCCUCCUGGAGGUGAAGAAAUCGUUUCUAUUGGCAUUUUAAGUUCAGCCAGAAAUAUGGAAGUAUACUCGGGAGAGGAGUACUGUGGAACCAGUAGGGGCAAGAAUGUUUGUAAUGUUCUGGAUAACAGUGAACAUGAAAAGAUUAUUUUGUACAAAAAAUAUCUAAAAUUGGAGUCUUCCACACAUGCUUGUAAAAUAAAGUUGCUCUCCUUUGGUGAAAAGCAGUGUGUGUUCAUCAGUAAAGUUGUGGUACACAUGAGGCCAGUUUCGGCAAAUUCUUCAGCAGGCUGUCCUGCUCUAGGAUCAAGGAUAGACCUGGAGAGGGUCCAAACCAUCAUGGAGUCCUUGGGGUCAAAGUUAUCACCUGGAGCUCAGCAACUGAUGAAUAUGGUUAGAUUCCAACAGCAGAAUUGUAUUCCCAUCAGAGAGCAGCUUCAGUCAGUUUUGGGAAGCACUGGAUUCAAGCACAUGAUCGGACUGCAAUCAUCAUCUGCUUCAGGGGCCUUCAACAAGUCAUCCCCCACGCCUUUCCCUUCCAGGACUGGAUUGACAUCUGGAAACGUGGCUGAAGACUUAAAAGCUUACAUUGAUAAAAGUACGCAGCCAGCUGGUGGAGGAAAUGUGACAAGCCUCCAAGAGUGUAAAAUUGUGCCACAAAACCAUUCUCUUCCUGAGAAUGAUCUUAAGAAUGCAGUAUCUUCUUUGUUACCAAAGAAAGCAAGUGACAACUCUCAUGUAUCCAACUCUGAGUUGCUGCCUGUUCUGCAGACUCUGUGUAGUCAAGUGAACCGUCUCCAUGUGGGACCCAACACCAAGUGGCAGGAAAGCAUCAGUAAGCCCGGCGAAGGCACUGUUGGUGUCACAAUGGAAGAGCAAUCCAUUUGUUCCUACUUGGAAAAGAUUCUUUCUAAAAAUAUGGAACUGAUGGAAAAGAAACUUACGGACUACAUUGAUCAGCGAAUAUAUAAACUCCAGGAGCACAUAGAUAAUAAGAUUGCUUUGUUAGUGGACUUGCUGCAAAGUCCCAACUCCCCACCCUCUGGCAUGCCUCUAAGACAUUAUGACUCUGGAGAAAGACUUUCAAAUGGAGAAAGAUAG
This is a messenger RNA of Lipotes vexillifer (Yangtze River dolphin), 1338 nucleotides long. It is a transcript of the gene CUNH10orf88, whose product is annotated as chromosome unknown C10orf88 homolog. Bases 1 to 1338 code for a protein of 445 amino acids. The transcript has 6 exons. Lineage: Eukaryota; Metazoa; Chordata; Mammalia; Artiodactyla; Lipotidae. The record is from RefSeq and is a predicted model, not a curated record.